AUGGCAUCGCCAGGCAAUGUUCUCAUUUUGUUGUUGUACUACCACCCCCGUGUAUUCAUAGAACAGAGGCAGCUCUUACAAUGCCAGCCUAUGAUGUAUACUUGCCUCAUGAAUAAUGCGGCUAGGGCACAGCUACGACACAGCUUGGACACGGUCAACUCCGGUCUACCUGCUCGGCAUAGCUCGCAGUCUCCUUGUACCAGCACGGAUCCAGAGGUGUUGGAGCUUUGGACGAGUCUGCUAUCGGUACUACCGGCUGCGCUUGAUAGCUGGAAAGCAAAUUGCAGGCAUGAAGAGGUGAGGAAUCAUAUCCGGCAACACACUAGUUGA
Molecule: messenger RNA, 330 nt
Organism: Colletotrichum lupini
Lineage: Eukaryota; Fungi; Ascomycota; Sordariomycetes; Glomerellales; Glomerellaceae
Exons: 2
Coding region: 1-330 (109 amino acids)
Source: RefSeq, a predicted model, not a curated record